ACUUAUAAACAUCUCAAACAGAACGGCAUAAUUAAUAUUUUUUAUCAUGAACAAAUUAGUUGUACAAACAAAAAAUUCAAACAACUUCAAACUAGGACCAGGCUAGCCUUCCUAAGAAAUUGGUACCUUGACGCGGUUUUCAUUUGGUCAAAUAAGGUUUUAGGCAGUGAAACAGACAUCAACAAUAAAAAAAGAACAAAUUUCACUAAAAAAACACAAUAAACAAAUAAAAACUCUAAUAAGUUGCAAAAUUUAUCCAACCACUGUCCUUGUUUGUUUCUUCCAGAUUACCAGAAAAAAAAAAAGACAAGUAAAAUUCAAAUUCAAAAACUCAGAAUACUCAAACUUAAUUGGGUUAUUCUGGGUUUGACUUCUUCCUUCCAAAUACCCACGACCCACCAUUCCACCAAACAGAAAGAAAGAAGAAAAAGAUAAAGAGGAGAUAAAAAAAAGAAGCAAAGUUUAAACCUUUUUCUUCAUUCUUGCAAAAAAUUUGAAGUUUUUUUGUUUUUGAGGGGAAAAAUUUGAAGUUUUUAGAGAAAGAAAGAUGAAUCCAAAUUGGGAGCUGAAAGGGUGUUGUAAUCAUGAUCAAAGACUUUUCAUUAUCACCAUUGCCAUCUUCACAGUUGUUAUUCUUGCGCUAUGGAGGACAUUUUUGCUGACACCUUUCAAGCUCAUUACCGUCUUUCUCCAUGAAGUCAGUCAUGCUAUAGCGUGUAUACUUACAUGUGGUUCGGUGGAGGGAAUUGAGGUUCAUGGAAAUGAGGGAGGUUUGACAAAAACACGCGGUGGUGCAUAUUGGCUGAUCUUACCUGCUGGAUAUCUUGGCUCUUCAUUCUGGGGAAUGCUUUUGGUACUUGCCUCCACAAAUCUUCUUACAGCGAGGAUUGCUGCUGGCUGUCUUGGGGUAGCUUUGCUUGUCGUGCUAUUCAUUGCACAAAAUUGGACACUUCGAGGACUUUGCAUCGGAUUUAUUGUUUUUCUUGCUGUAAUAUGGAUCUUGCAAGAAAAAACUGAAGUGCGGAUCCUUCGUUAUGUCAUUCUUUUUAUUGGGGUGAUGAACAGUCUGUUCUCAGUUUAUGAUAUAUAUGAUGAUUUAAUAUCUCGAAGAGUUAACUCCAGUGAUGCUGAGAAAUUCGCCGAGGUUUGCCCUUGCCCAUGCAAUGGGGUUGCUUGGGGGUUCAUUUGGGGAGUUAUAUCUUUCACAUUUCUCUGUGGAGCCAUGUACUUGGGCCUUGUCAUUCAGUCAUGAGUGACAAACAUCUUUGAAUAUACUUCCUAAGGUUCCUCAUGAUGGCAUACUGUUAUUGAUUUUUUAGUUUUGGUUGACAUCAGAGAUGAACAGAAUUCCUUCAUUCUUUUGCAGUAAUUUAUGCUAUCUUCGUACGAAAGGUGGCUUGUAAAUUUAGACAGAAUGAACCCAUUGUUUAAGAUUACUGGACUGAGAACAUGUAUCAAUAUAUUUGCCCAUUAAAUAGAAAUAUUUGAGAUUUUAUGAUGA
Molecule: messenger RNA, 1501 nt
Organism: Beta vulgaris subsp. vulgaris (sugar beet)
Lineage: Eukaryota; Viridiplantae; Streptophyta; Magnoliopsida; Caryophyllales; Amaranthaceae
Exons: 10
Coding region: 548-1252 (234 amino acids)
Source: RefSeq, a predicted model, not a curated record